Molecule: messenger RNA, 5557 nt
Organism: Haliotis rufescens (red abalone)
Lineage: Eukaryota; Metazoa; Mollusca; Gastropoda; Lepetellida; Haliotidae
Product: coiled-coil domain-containing protein 180-like
Exons: 36
Coding region: 210-4940 (1576 amino acids)
Source: RefSeq, a predicted model, not a curated record
UUUCAUGUUGCCUUGGGGACAGCGGAAGUGUCAAUAUGGCGCCGAUAAUAUUUGUAAACAUGAACUGAUGCAGGUUCUCGUUAUCUUCUAAGACACGUGUUUUUAACUAAGUGUUAGGAAUGCGGAUUAUUAUACGAUAUAUGGGUACAAAAUAUUGAUACAAAACGUUCCCAAACACUGACCUGCUGUAGUCGGAAAUAGUAAACACGAUGCCGACUGAUCUAAACAUGGCAGAAACGAGAGCAAUUCGGGUUGUACCGAGCGGAAAGGUUUACCGUCAGAUGUUUGAUGCCCAGGUGCAGCUGAACAAGAGUCUGACCAGUGUUCAGAGGAAGGAGCGCCUGCCGCAUCCCCCAGGAGAGGGCACAGGAAUCCCAACAGUGCACUUGAGUCGUGAUGAAACACAGCACGGUAUACUUGCAGAACGACAGAAAACAUGGGUGGAGAGCUUCCCAAAUGAUCCGCACAUGGAAAACCCCGUUCUUUACAAACAAUUCACAGAGUUUGUAAAUGCUCGCCGGAAGGAAACAGAUGGAAACUUGGCCAGUAAGGAAGUCCGAGGAUUACCGGAUGUUGUCGUGCCAGCAAAGGAGGAGUCCGACAUCAUUCAAAGGAUAUCUGCGAGCCGAAAGGAGAGGCAUGAAGCUGCUGUGGAGGACAUGCAUCAGGAGCUGAGUGUCAUCAGUGCUGAACUUGAGCCGCGUGUCCUUGAGCUGAGUGACAUGACCUUGAGAAGGCUGGAAGAUGAUGAUGGUGAAAUCGCCAAACUGUUAGCUACCAUUGAGAAGGAUGAGGAUUUGAAACUCUUCAGUCUGGAGGACCUGUUCCGGUUAUGGGAGGAUGUCCAACGCCACACCCCGGUCAGGCAGACCUGGAUCACAGAGCUUGACCACAAGCUGCAGAACAUAGAGGAUGACAGGAUGGACAUGAUUCAGAGUGUUUUCCAGUCAUAUUCCAAGAAUCUGGAGAAAAUAGCUCACCUAAUGUCCCCGGACCUCCAGAGGUUUAUGGACAAGGAAUCACAGAUGAUCAACCAGACCAUGCUGAGCAACAAGCGAGCAUAUGCUGAUCUGAAUGUCCGUCUCCUGUCCUCCGACAUAGAGCGAGAGAAGAUGCAACACUCAACAUGGCGGAGACGAGUUGAGGACUGGAAGAAACUCAACACUGAUCUUGCUGUGGCCAAAUUUAAGGAGUACAUGAACAGUGGUGCUGUGACCAACCCACCCGGAGUAGAGAAGGUGUUCGAGUUCAUGGUUGCAGAGCAGGCCAUCAUGAGCGCCAAGAGGCUGGAGCUCAUAGAGUCUAUCGGGGAGAUGCAGCCCCCGUCCUCCACCAAGACAGCUGUGUAUAAGUGGAACCAACAGCUGAAGAUAGUUACACAGGAAAUAGAUGCUGUGAACCAGAUGCACAUGAGCAAACUACAUGAGGAGUAUGAGAGUGUGUGCCAGACCUGCCUGGAACAUGUGGAAUCGGUGAAGAAAUCCCUGAUAGCAUCUGGUGUGUGCACUGAGGCCAAAGCACAGCAGGUGAUUGAGGCCAAAAUGUUGCCAUUGGUCGGAGACCGACAGAGAGUCCUGGAGUCCAACCUGGAAACUAUGGAGAAAGCCAUUGAGAAUCACAACAUCAAGAUAGAAGAGAAGACGAAGUCCCUUUUCAAGUUUACCCAGGGUGCAGCACACGUGUGGGAUGUCCACGAGAUCGGGCUGGCCAAGCAGGAGAGGGCGCUGCAGGAGAAGCUGGAGGCCUGCCGCCAUCAACACGACAAUCAUAACCAGGAGCGGGAAGCCAACUUGGACAUUGUCAUGGACAGGAUGCGUCAGGACGCCUCGGAGGACUCCCUCAGGGCCAGCUUGGCCAAGUCCCUGGAGAUGCUGGAGAGAAUCAGGCUGUCGUACGAGAUAUUCCACAACCAGCAGACAGACAUUGUCAAGUCCUACCCAGAACAGGUGACCACGGAACUGGGCAACUAUGACCAGGCGGUCCUCAAGUUCUAUGGUGUAGACAGGUCCCAUCCAAAGGACAAGGAUUCCACAUCCAGGGAGUCCAGUUUUCUGCAGCCUGAUGACAAGAAGGAAGACUCUGACCUGUCCACACCCAAGUCCAAGAAGAAAAAGAAGACUGCUGGCAAAGAUGACAUGGCAGAGGAGAAAGUGAAACCUUCAUCAAGUCAGCUGCCACUGGCUGUCAGUGAGGUAUUGUCGACAGAGCGGGGCACGACCUUCUAUGUGCUGACAGUUGCUGGGGAACAUGGGAUACCUCAGGACAGCCCAAGGUCAGUGCCGGGCACUCCCACCACGAAGUCUGUGCCGGCCACGCCCCCCAAGAGGUCGCUGACCCCGGCAUUCAUGACUGAAGAAGCAAUUGUUGAUGACAACAUGCCAGAGUAUAUCAAGAGCGUGGACAUUCCCUCCUCACUCCUCAUAGAAGUUAGAAAAAAGGUGAGGAUGAACUUUCUGAACCACCUGGAGGACUGGAUGACCCAGGCCGCUGAGCGAGCAAGCAGCGUCGUGGUGGCCAAGUGUGAGGAGUUGAACAGUGAGCUUGAUCUGCGCCUCCAUCUGCACCAGCCCCGAGCCCGGCGGGCUGAGUUCGACGUCCACAACGUCAGAGCAGCCGAGCUUGUGAUGCACUCGGAGCGUGUGGCCCGUCACUGUAAGGGCAUCCAGCAGGCUCUCUCCGAACUCCGGCAUCGCUUCAAUGGCAUGAGUCAUGAACACAACAAGCUGGCACAGAAGUUCCGAGAGGAUAUCGAAGCUCUGGAGAUCAUCUUUAUCAAUGCUACAAAAUCUUCAAGACUUGUGGCUCUACAGAACCAGCUGAGUGUAGAGCUGGACAAGUUCAUGUCGGUGAUCCGCACAUCACUCCGGCAGUUCCGCCAGCACCUUGACGAGACGCUCCAGAUGCUCCGCGAGUCUAACGCGAGGUUCAUCAAGUCCUUCAAGGUUUUCUCAGAUGGAGGCAACUUUUGUCCAGAUGAGAUCGAGGAAUAUCGGAAGAAACUGGAGAAGAUGUCCCAGAAGAUAGACACGUCGGAGGGUUCCAUCAUGUCCGACCUGGAAGGAAUGGAGUCGAAGAGACUGGAGCAGGCCACUAAAGUUGCCAUAGAGUUUGAGGACAGGUUCAAGAGUCACAUGUUUGACCUGCUCUUCAUGGAGAAGAUCGCCAGAUGGCUGACUAACACCCAGGUGAAGAUCAAGGCUGAGGUGGCCAACAGCAACUCCCAGGCUCAACGACUGAUGCAGCACCUCAAUGACCUUGACCGCAGGAUAGAUGCAUGUGAAAAACCCAACCUUGACAAGGAGCAAAUCACAUCCAGUCAGCUGAAUGACAGCCUUAAAGCCUUACUGGAGGCGUUCCAUGCACGCUGCGUGUACCUCAACUGUAUGAAGGAGGGGCUGGCCCGACCCCAGUCAGCCAGCCUGCAGGGUAAUCCAGCCACCGGCUUUGCCAGAAAAAAGCGUCGGAGUUAUAGUCUGUCAUUGCCUACAUCAGCUAGAAUAGUAUCAUUUGCUGCUCGGGUCGGCUUUUCGUACGAUGUGACUGCAGUCAGCAAACCCGGCAAACAGCCAUCGGAAGAUCCCUCUGUCGGAGUCAUCAAGAGCAUUCUCAAAAGCCAGAAGAGCAAGAUGCGUUUUGGAAUGGAUGCUGAGCUGGAUGGUGACACGAUGACGCCGUCCACGACGAUGCUGCCCACUUCCACCAGCAUCACCCAGGACUUGGCCAGAGAUAAGCAGAAGUCCUCCAUGUCCCAGAGCUCCAACAAGCUCAGCAACAUCGGGGAGAAGAAGGCGGGGAGUCGGCGUGGAACUCUCGGAUCAAUUGUCAUUGACCUAAAUGUUCCAGUCAAGAGAGUUCACUCAGCGUUGAGACGCAGCAGCAAAUCCAACAAGUUUGACAAGAAGUACCUGGUGUUCGGGGAGAAGGAGGAGGAGAUAGAGCUCACCAACAUCAUGGACAUCAUCAGACACACGCUGAGGGAGGCCCUCGAUGGGCUGCUCACUACAGCCGACCUGUACUACCGCCAGAAGGGGAACCGCGUGGUGACUCGGCCACAGGCCCUCCAGGAGACCUUCGAGCAGUGUGCCGACACCCUGGUACAGAAACUCCAGUCUUACUUCAAGCAGGCAGCGGAGUACCACAACCAGUGCCUCCAGGAGCUCCGUAGCCAGCUGGAGCAACUAGAGGAGAGUAUUUCCCACGUACCAGGACUGGUCAUCUCGGAUAUCGUGAAGGAGGAGAUACAGGUUGCCGAGGAUGCCCACACAGAAAGGGAGGGUCAGUUCCUAGACAAGCUGGACAGCAUCACCAAGAGACAGGUGGAGCACCAGAAACAGCUCCGACCAGCUUUAGGUCACCCCCACCAGGUGGCAGCUUUGCAGGCCCUGUGUGAGAAAGAGGCUGCUCGAAACGCCGACUAUCUCGCUGCUGUGCAGGAACAGACUGCAGAUCUUCAGGCAUGUGCUGUGGAACAUGGCCGACAGUUCCUGGAGCGCUUGGCUGGCAUGGGGGAGAGACAACUGCUGCAGUUUGAUAACCUGCUGGUCGUGGACGAUGUGGAGAAAGGAAAGGUAGAAGCUACGAGGCACCCAACAAAUGAGUUGAUCCGCCGCAAGAAUGCUGGACAAAGUUUGUUUGAUACGGAGGACAAGAAUGCCCUUCCCAGAGGAAAAGGAAUAUGGACAGGCCUUCCAAGCAAUGAACUUGUUGUGGGCCCUAAGCCAACUAAAGCCGAGAAGACAGCGUCAGUAACAACAGCCAAGACUACCCUUGGGCACAGCGCUACCAUCGCCGCCAGAGACCAGGCUUACAAGGAGUACAAAGCUAAGUUUGAGCACACAUUGGUGUUGAUCGAGGCUGAGAAGGCGCGACUACUGCGAGCAGAACAGCGAUGGGUUGACAGCUGGAACAUGUCCGUGGAGAAAGUCAAACAGCUUUACUAGAACACGGUCACAAGUCAAACAGUCGUAGUAGAACACGGUAACAAGUCAAACGCCUUCCUGAAUGCCAUGCUGUCAUUCCUGAGCGCCAUGGUCUAUAUUUCAUGAAUUCAUAUAUUUUGUAAUGAUUCCGUUCCUGUGUAUGAAGUGGUCAAAGCUUUAAUGAGGAACACAGAUUAUACUACUUGAACAUGUAUGUGUGUAUUAUUAAGGUGUCUUAUUUUAAGUUGAACUUUUCCUUUCCUUAAGGUUGAUCACAAAAUUGCAAUACACUGGAUUUGUCCCGUUUAAGGUUAUUGGAGGUUUUUGUGGAGUGCAAAAGCAUCUAAUAUAUUUGUUUGUAGUUAAAGUUUCUCUUUAUAUCUGAUAUGAAUGUGAUAUGUAACAUAUUCCUAAUAUAUAUAUAUGUACAUGUUGCUGGAGCUCAGUGAUAAUGAACUGCUAUUGUGGGUCCGUCCAUUCUUGUUUUAUUUUAUACAUACUGCUUUUUAGUGCACAAAUGUACAUUUUACUGAAAGCAAAUACGCUGUAAAUGUGUGUGACGAUGAGCUGUGAUAUCCAUAUUUGCCUUGUUGACAAUUUUCAUGAAUAAAGAGUGUCGAGGUUGGUCCAAACCAUUA